Messenger RNA from Mesorhabditis belari, 381 nucleotides. Lineage: Eukaryota; Metazoa; Nematoda; Chromadorea; Rhabditida; Rhabditidae. The record is from the annotation of a GenBank genome assembly.
AUGUUUGAAAUCAAAGAGGUCAGGGGAUUGUUUUUGCAGAAACCAGGUGACAUUGGAAAACUUGUGAAUCACAUCGACAAGUUGAACCUCGAUGUACUUUUCAUCGAUUGUGGGAAAUGGAUUGAUUUCAAGAAAAGUCUCACUUUCCUCUUGAGUCACCAAUUUUCCAAUCCCAAUUGUGUCGUCGGUUUGUACGGCGAGAAACCGAAAGAAUUCGGGUAUGCCCCAAAUUUGAGACAGAUCAAGAAAAUCUUCAUGAAACAAAAUGGAAUCCGCGUUUUGGAGAACGACUACGAGACCGAGGAUAAAAUGGUGGGAUUUGAGUGUUUCCUCAAAACUAUGAAUGCCACUUUGAAGAGUAAAUUUGAAAUUUACGAUUUU